Hippocampus zosterae (dwarf seahorse) is the source of this 2496-nucleotide messenger RNA. Its product is annotated as neurofilament medium polypeptide-like. The coding region runs from base 1 to 2043 and encodes 680 amino acids. Gene Ontology annotation, cellular component: axon; neurofilament. Gene Ontology annotation, molecular function: structural constituent of postsynaptic intermediate filament cytoskeleton. Lineage: Eukaryota; Metazoa; Chordata; Actinopteri; Syngnathiformes; Syngnathidae. The transcript is spliced from 5 exons. The record is from RefSeq and is a predicted model, not a curated record. Gene Ontology annotation, biological process: axon development.
AUGAGUUCCACCGUUGAGAGCCACUUCUUCGGGCCGAGCGGGUUCCGUAAACCUCGGCCAGCCUCGGUGUCCUCCAUCGGCUUCCACUCCCAGCGCCGCCGCCUCACCUACAGCAGCCAACCGUCCUCCGGGGACAGUGUGGACACCUUCAACGUGGACAUGUCCUGCAGGAGCGAAAAGGAGAUCCUGCAGGUGCUCAACGACCGCUUCGCCGGCUAUAUCGACAAGGUGCGCAGCCUGGAGAUGCACAACCGCAACCUGGAGGAGGAAGCGGCAGCCCUGCGGCAGUGCCAGAGCGGUCGCACCUCGGUGGGGGAGAACUACGAGCGGAAGCUGAACGACCUUCGGGGGCUCAUGCGACAGCUGAGCAGGGAGAAAGGUCGCACGGCCGUGGAGUAUCACCGCCUGGAGGAGGACAUCCAGCAGGUCCGGGCCCGUUUAGAAGAGGAGGCGCGCAGCCGGGAGGACCUGGACGCGGCCGCGCGGGCUAUGAAGAAGUACGUGGACGAGUGCCAGCUGGCCCGAAUGGAGCUGGACAGGAAACUCUGCGCCCUGGACGACGAAGCCGCGUUCCUCAAGAAGAACCACGAAGAAGAAAUGGCCGAGUUCCUCGCUCAGAUUCACGGCGCGGAGGUGACUUUUGACCUGCGUGACUCACCCAAAGUGGACGUGACUGGAGCCUUACGGGAGAUCCGUGCACAGCUCGACCGCCACGCGACCAACAAUGCCACACAAGCCGAGGACUGGUACAAAGUGCGCUUGGAGCGUUUGACAGAUGCGGCCAGGUCCAACCAAGAUGCCAUCCGGGGGACCCAAGAGGAGAUCGUGGAAUACCGUCGUCAGCUGCAGAGUCGCACCAUCGAGCUGGAGACUCUCAGAGGAACCAAGGAGUCCUUGGAGAGGCAGCGUGCGGAGAGCGAGGACAGACACCAGGACGACCUUGACUCACUUCAGGACACCAUCAGUCAUCUGGACUCUGAGCUGAAAAAUACAAAAUGGGAAAUGGCCAGCCAGCUAAAGGACUAUCAGGACCUUCUGAAUGUGAAGAUGGCCCUAGAUAUUGAAAUAGCGGCUUACAGGAAGCUGCUGGAGGGAGAAGAGAGUCGUCUUGCGCCAGGAAGUCCCUACUCCUAUUUCGAUAGUAGAAUUUCAGCGCAUCUAAAAGUCAAAGAAGAUAAAGUGAUUGUUCAAGAGCAGACAGAUGAGACCCAGGUCACAGAGGUGACAGAGGAGGCGGAAGAGGGGGAAGAAGGUGAAGAGAAUCAAGAAGAGGAAUGCAAAACGGAGGACGGACACAAAGGAGAGGAAAAGGAGAAGGAGAAAAAAGAAGAAGCGGGUGAGCAAGAAGAGAUUCCCAAAUCGCCAGAGGAAGUCGCAAAUUCUCACCAGCCUAAAUCUCGCCCAAAAUCACCCGAGUCCAAAUCACCACCCGCCAAAUCCCCCGCAAAGUCACCCAAAUCCAAAUCUCCUCCAAACGAAUCCCCACGGUGUAAAUCUCCCCCUCCUAAGACACCUGAACCCCCGGAGAAGGAGAAGGUCAAGCCCGCACCUGCUUCCAAAGAUGAUACGAAAGGGGAGAAAAAAGACAAGCCUGAGUCUGGCAAAGAUGAAAAGAGUGAUCCAUCCGUUCAAGAGGAAAAGGUCAAACAACCAGUAAAGGAAAAGGAGAACAAGGAGAAAGAAGCAGAGAACAAAAAGGAGAAGGAUGACAAACCUGAUGUAAAAAAAGACGGUCAAACAACUGAGGUGCCAAAGAAGGAAGAAACUCCAAAACCUGCAAAGGCUGCAGAGAACAAAGCUCCGGCCUCCAAACCAAAAGAGGAGGCUCCUCCCCCGGUUGAGGAGAAGCCCUCGGCUCCUAAACUGGCAAAGACAGAGCCGGCUAAGAAGCAGGAAGAGAAACCUACCCCUAAAGUUGAAUCUGAGAAACCAGAAGAGAAAAAGGAGACCAGUCAAGGAGCUGCCGACGAAGAGAAGACGAAAAAAGUGGCAAAAUCUCCUGGCACUGAGUCCAAAGACAGUACGGAGAAGGCCAAUAAUUGAAGAAGAGUGGACUAAAAAUAAACUUUAUAGGUGAGAUCAGGAAGGACGCUCAAGCAUGACUAAGCAAUCUUUAUUUUUAUUGACCUACUUACUGUAUACGCACAAUUCAUGCUAUUAUUUAUGUCUGUUGGUAACGCGGUUUAUCAAGCUCCUUUAGUGAAUGUGACAGCUGCCUUUCAAUAUUAAGUGCAUUUAUACUGUACCUGCACUAGCCCUCAAGGAGAGAUGCCAAGCUGAACAUAAUGGUCCCAAAUAAUAGAUUGAAAUAUACCGCAUAUAACUAUCUAGAUUAUAUUUGCUAUGUUAGAAAGAUUAGUCAGACAGACUUGACUUGGCUUGUGCACUUUAAUGGUUCUCUUCACAGGUGAGACGUCGCUCUCCUCUGGCCUGACAGUGAUAUGUAUGAACCUGUUAAAUAUGCAACACAAAACAAAAAUAAAGAAUAACAAACAA